GGCCCUUUUCGGCUGCUUAAUUCCCUUCCCUUCCCCCACCCCUCCGGGAGCCCGGGACGGCAGGCCCGACUCCCGGCUAGGCCUUUGCCCUGGCCCUUUCCUCGGCCUUGGCCCGGGGUUGGAAGCGAUGGAUGCGUUUCAGAGAUUCAGUACUAAACAUGGGUGCAUUUUUGGACAAACCCAAAACUGAGAAACACAAUGCUCACGGUGCUGGGAAUGGUUUGCGUUAUGGUCUAAGCAGCAUGCAAGGAUGGAGAGUAGAAAUGGAAGAUGCUCAUACAGCGGUUGUAGGUAUUCCUCAUGGCUUGGAAAACUGGUCGUUUUUUGCUGUUUAUGAUGGUCAUGCUGGAUCUCGAGUGGCAAAUUAUUGCUCAACACACUUAUUAGAACAUAUUACUAAUAACGAAGAUUUUAGGGCAGCAGAAAAACCUGGAUCUGCUCUUGAACCUUCAGUGGAAAAUGUUAAGAGUGGAAUCAGAACUGGCUUCUUGAAAAUUGAUGAAUACAUGCGCAACUUUUCAGAUCUCAGAAAUGGAAUGGACAGGAGUGGCUCAACUGCAGUGGGUGUUAUGAUUUCACCUGAACAUACCUACUUUAUCAACUGUGGAGAUUCACGUGCUGUCCUUUAUAGGAAUGGACAAGUCUGCUUUUCAACCCAGGAUCACAAACCUUGCAAUCCAAGGGAGAAGGAGCGAAUCCAAAAUGCAGGAGGCAGUGUAAUGAUACAGCGUGUAAAUGGUUCAUUAGCAGUUUCUCGAGCUCUGGGGGACUAUGAUUACAAAUGUGUGGAUGGCAAGGGUCCUACGGAACAACUUGUUUCUCCAGAGCCUGAGGUUUAUGAAAUUUUAAGAGCAGAAGAGGAUGAAUUUGUCAUCUUGGCUUGUGAUGGGAUCUGGGAUGUUAUGAGCAAUGAGGAGCUCUGUGAAUUUGUUAAAUCUAGGCUUGAGGUAUCUGAUGACCUGGAAAAAGUGUGCAAUUGGGUUGUGGACACUUGUUUACAUAAGGGAAGUCGAGAUAACAUGAGUAUUGUGCUAGUUUGUUUUUCAAAUGCUCCUAAGGUCUCAGAUGAAGCAAUGAAAAAAGAUUCAGACUUGGAUAAGCACUUGGAAUCACGGGUUGAAGAAAUUAUGGAGAAGUCUGGUGAGGAAGGAAUGCCUGAUCUUGCCCAUGUCAUGCGCAUAUUGUCUGCAGAAAAUAUCCCUAAUUUACCUCCAGGGGGAGGUCUUGCUGGCAAGCGCAAUAUUAUUGAGGCUGUUUAUAAUAGACUAAAUCCACAUAGAGAGAAUGAUGGGGGUGCUGGAGAUCUAGAAGACCCAUGUUUUACCUGUAAUACCAGACUGGGUUCUCCAACAGUGUCCAAAUUGUGAUGUUGCCUUGCUUCAAGAUAAGUGUGUUUGGCAAUAAUAAGAUCAUUUUAGGCAUCAAAAUUCCUUCAGAAUUUUACCCAUGUGCACAACACAUCUUUAACUUCUAACUUUAGAAGUCUCCUUAAACCAAACUGAUUUAACUUAUAAUUAGUUGCAAUUUGCUUUGACAUCUCACUGCUUCAGUUUUUUAUUAUGAAAAUUUGCCUUCAUAAUGUAAAUUGUGAUUUUUUUUUGUUCUAAAUGUGGUUUUUCUAUAGUUUGAAUUUUCAGCUUAAGAUAAAAACAGAAGUUUUAUGUAAAAUUGGUAUUUUUAUUUUGCAUUAUUUUCAGAACUCAGAAUAUCACUUUGAGAUUACUAUAAAUACAGUUAAAAUUAUCUAUUUUAGAUCUAAGAAAAUAUUACAGAGAUAUUUUCAUGGGUUCCGUGACCUUUCAUUUUAUAAACAGUGGGCAUGGUACAGAGUGGCUGUCAUGUAAGGUACUUGAAGAUUCUUAGUUUAAUUCUAUUUUUGCAAUAACAUUAAUUUUUCUGAAUUCUUUUGAGUUGUGCAUGUAUUAAGCCCAGUUAAUGCUGAACAUGAAGAGUAUUUAUCUAAAAGAAGCUAUUGGGUAGGGGAAGCAAUGAAUGUAUCCAUCUGUAUAUGAUUUACAUGAUGUGGAUGCCUUGUAAACAUCUUCCUAUUUGUUUAAACUGUGUUUCAGCGAGGAUGUUAUUGCCCUGUGUGUAGUUUAAGCUAAUGAGUCAUCAACUGGUUUUGUGUGAAAUGGAAUUCAUGGUAUUUUCUGUAACUUUUUCCCUAAGCUGUGUCUGUAAAGUGACACAUUUGCCUACAGCCAGCUUUUCUAAUCAUCCAAUUUCAUUGUGCAUCUGAUUUUUUUUUGUCUAUAGACAAUUAUUGCCACGGUAUUAUUUUAUUUAUUCAUUAGAUUUUAGCCUUGUAAGUUAAAGUGUUUUAAAUAAUGUUAACCGGGUUUGGGGGUUGUUAAAAGAUAGGGAAUGAAGAAUGCAAAAUGGUUUAUUGUUCAGACUGUUAGCUCUGGUUCAACCCUGUACUGAUGAUAGUACCUCCCAGUAUGAUAUUGUGAUGUUUCAUACAAUGCAGUGAACAUAACCAACUUGUUAUCUUCAAUAAAGGAUUGAUAAAAACAGUG
Molecule: messenger RNA, 2519 nt
Organism: Phascolarctos cinereus (koala)
Lineage: Eukaryota; Metazoa; Chordata; Mammalia; Diprotodontia; Phascolarctidae
Source: RefSeq, a predicted model, not a curated record